This is a messenger RNA of Hevea brasiliensis (rubber tree), 1710 nucleotides long. Its product is annotated as aquaporin NIP1-1. Gene Ontology annotation, molecular function: channel activity. Gene Ontology annotation, cellular component: membrane. The transcript has 5 exons. Gene Ontology annotation, biological process: transmembrane transport. Lineage: Eukaryota; Viridiplantae; Streptophyta; Magnoliopsida; Malpighiales; Euphorbiaceae. The coding region runs from base 660 to 1508 and encodes 282 amino acids. The record is from RefSeq and is a predicted model, not a curated record.
UAUCCUAUUCAGGAAGUAAUCUUUCACUUUGCAGCAUCGAACUAUUAACAUUGGUACUUCAACAUAUGUUGGAAAAUAAUAAAAGGAAUCAAGAAGAAACAAUUUCCAGAAUAUGUGCAAAUUUAUCUAUUGACCAGGUUGGCCGACGCCGAUGCUUCUGGGUCUACAGGCUACAAGUGAAGACAGACAACCACCCUGUCAAGUUUUGUGUUCACAAAACUGCUACUUUUUUUUUUUCCUUAUUCUCUUAUCAUGUAUAGACUCUAAUGAUUUGUUUUAGCACCUAUCCCCAGCGAUGCCGACUAAGAAUGUAAGAUGGAUUUUCAAGGGUCAUUUCACAUUGGACAGUUGCAUCUGUUGUCUGUAAUGCUGACACUUCCUAAGCAACAAAUGUUAUUCCCGCGUUAAAUCCUAGUGUGGAAGCCCUUGGAUGCCAUAAGAUGAUUCCCUUUUAUACAUGAUCAGGAGAUUGAAUUAGUCCAGCUUCCACUAGAUUCCAUAUUGCCAAAUUGCUUACUGGUUCGGUCAGAGUUAAACGCAUACAUCCAUGGCAUUUUCCUUCACAGCUCUUUCACGUUCAAGCUAAUCAUAGUAUAAGAACAUGUGAAGUGGGUGGCUACAAAGCUAUUCCCAAUUUGGUUUAGUUCCUAAGUGCUGCAAUGGCAAGCCCCAAUUCGAUCACUAGUGUAGUCUCCCCUAAACCUCAACUGCCUACUAAAUACUCGGUGGCUGCAGAAGCAAAGGCAAGUCGUUCCCGCGAAUGGUUCCUCACUGACGAUGGUUCUCCAUCUGUUCUUCAAAAGAUAAUUGCCGAGCUGAUAGGUACAUAUAUUCUUAUAUUUGUGGGCUGUGGUGCUGCCCUGACAGACAAAGUUCAAAAACUGACAAUUGUGGGUAUAGCAAUUGCGUGGGGUGUAGUUCUGAUGGCAGCAAUUUAUGCACUUGGGCAUGUCUCUGGUGCACACUUUAAUCCUGCAGUUAGCAUUGCCUUAGCUGCUGCACGGAAAUUUUCUUGGAAAAAUGUACCUAUGUAUAUCCUGGCUCAGGUAGUGGGAGCGACACUUGCUUGUCUUACCCUUAAAGUGCUGUUCCAUGACCAAGAUGAUAUUCAAGCAACAAUGACUCAGUACAAGGACUCAACCUCUGAUCUUGAAGCUGUCAUAUGGGAAUUUAUAAUCACGUUUAAUUUAAUGUUCAGUAUUUGUGGUGUUGCUACAGAUCAUAGAGGGAGCAAAGACCUUUCUGGUGUAGCAAUUGGCGGUACGCUGCUAUUUAAUGUCUUGCUUGCUGGACCGAUCACUGGAGCUUCAAUGAACCCUGCAAGAAGCUUAGGCCCUGCAAUUGUCUCAGGUGUUUACAAGAAUCUUUGGGUCUUUAUCGUGUCCCCUAUCCUUGGAGCUUUGGCCGCAGCUUUAAUAUACAGCAUGCUUCGGGUGCCUAACCCUGAAAAACCUGAGGAGAAGAACAAAAUCGUACUUAAUUAUCUUUAUUCACCAGCUGAGCCUUAGACAGGUAUGCUUCCACAGCUUCAGAUGGUGAAGUAUUUUAGGACCAUGGAAAAUCACUUUGCUCAUGCCUGAAGCACAAGAAAUUAUUCCUAACUGCAUCUAUGCUCAAAAAGUUUAGGAGGAUUGAAGAGAGAGAGAGAGAGUCUUCUGCCAAUAUGCAUGGCAGAAAAGAUAAAAAUGAAAGGAAAGAAAACAUGUGUCA